Messenger RNA from Folsomia candida, 993 nucleotides. RefSeq lists its product as uncharacterized. The transcript has a single exon. Bases 1 to 993 code for a protein of 330 amino acids. Gene Ontology annotation, biological process: DNA integration. NCBI's taxonomy places the organism in Eukaryota, Metazoa, Arthropoda, Collembola, Entomobryomorpha, Isotomidae. The record is from RefSeq and is a predicted model, not a curated record. Gene Ontology annotation, molecular function: nucleic acid binding.
AUGGGGAAUUUGCCGGAAGUAAGAGUUUCACCUUCCCCAGCAUUUCAAAAACGUGGAGUUGACUAUGCUGGCCCGUUUACACUGCGAGCGAUACCAGCAAGAUCAAAGGUGACAUUCAAGGGAUACCUUUGCAUUUUUGUCUGCAUGGUGACCAGAGCAAUUCACUUGGAAAUUGUGUCUAGUCUUGACACAGAUUCUUUCAUUGCAACACUGAAGAGGUUUGUUGCUCGGAGAGGCAAACCUACAGAUAUCUACAGCGACCAAGGGACAAAUUUCAUUGGCGCUGAACAUGAACUUAAAGGACUAAUCACAUCGGAUGCUCAUAAUGCAACUUUAGCUAAAACAUUAGCUAAUGAUGGAAUCAAUUGGCAUUUCAAUCCACCUGGAGCUCCACAUAUGGGAGGAGUUUGGGAGGCAGGAGUGAAAACAGUCAAAUAUCAUUUGAAACGCGUCGUAGGUGAGACUCGUCUUACUUUCGAGGAAAUCACAACCUUGAUGGCACAAAUUGAAGCGUGUUUCAAUUCGCGUCCUCUCACCCCGAUGUCAUCAGAUCCGAAUGAUUUUAGUGCACUGACACCUGGACAUUUUCUCAUUGGAAGGCCAUUAUUAGCAAUUCCAGAACCCAAUCUGCAAGAAACCAAACUAAACCAAUUAUCUCGUUGGCAAUAUUUACAAAGAAUUACCCAGGAUUUUUGGAAACGAUGGACCAAUGAACAUAUUUCUCGGCUACAACAGCGCCCUAAGUGGACUCGACCCAUGCAAUCCAUUAAAAUUGGUGAUUUGGUGAUUAUCAAAGCAGAAAAUUUUCCACCAUUGCAUUGGAAAAUGGGCAGAGUCAUCAAAACCCACGAAGGGACAGAUGGACUAGUCAGAGUUGUCACCCUCAAAACUGAAGGAGGAGAAAUGCAGAGACCAAUUCAUAAGCUUUGCCUACUACCUCUUGAUGAUGAAUCUCAGGCAGAGAUUCAUGGGGGCCGGGAUGUUGGGUCGUAA